Molecule: messenger RNA, 780 nt
Organism: Laccaria bicolor S238N-H82
Lineage: Eukaryota; Fungi; Basidiomycota; Agaricomycetes; Agaricales; Hydnangiaceae
Exons: 2
Coding region: 1-780 (259 amino acids)
Source: RefSeq, a predicted model, not a curated record
AUGGCUGAGGGGUGCGAUGAGAUGACUCCUUUCCACAAGGCUCUCGUCUCAACACUCAUUCCCUCAGCCAGUUGUGUUCUUCAUCACAUUGUAAUACUAUACGCAUUCAUCGUUCCUCAACUUUCUCCUAUGAGUGACGACCAUGCCAACCUCUUCGCGUCUGCAGUACCAGGCAACGGAUCCUCCAAUACUACUGGAGAGAUUGGGAAUGACCAGCAAUGGGACACCGACAUUACUCAACAGACUGGACAUGUCGGACGAUACACCCCAGAUCAAUCUGACGACGGACAACAAGGAACCAGUCCUGUUAGAGAGACUGGGAAUGACCAGUCAGGAGAUGUUGACAACGAAGAACGUAGCGAGAUUGAACAAGAAUGUAUUGAACAAAUGGACGACCUCGUCGAGAGCUUUAGAACCAACGAGAUCACUAAGCUCAAAGCGCUCUCCUGCAUCAUUUCAAUCCUCGAUCUCAACCCUUCCAGGAGUGAGGAAGCGAAAGACGCAGCCGUUGAAUAUUACGCAAAAACCCUCAACGAGGUUCACGCCCUAUCUUCUUCAGCGAUUAGGAGAGGUAGAAUCACCCAGAGUGCGUUCGAUCCCAAAGGACAGAAAUCAAACCCACCCCAGCCUCGCAAAUCUACCGAUCACGACGCUGAAACCGACGAGCUCAUUUCUCAGAUCAGUCGGGAUUCAAAGCGACAUAGGAAGGAACCUUCGGGAAAUGGAUCUGACAACGAAUUCAAUCUCGACCUUGAUGGGGCCUCAAACAAGAAGCGUUGA